Cyclocybe aegerita is the source of this 462-nucleotide messenger RNA. NCBI's taxonomy places the organism in Eukaryota, Fungi, Basidiomycota, Agaricomycetes, Agaricales, Hemipholiotaceae. The record is from the annotation of a GenBank genome assembly.
AUGGACGCCUCCGCUGCCAGCAGCAACACCGAAGCCAAAGCCAACAUUAACACCGUUGUGACCACUACCCUACGACCAACCGCAGCAGUUCCAGUUGAACAGCCACCUCCCUCGUACUGGCAGGUCGUCGCCCAGACUCAGAACCAUGCCGGGCCUAUACCCAGUUAUCGACAGAGUCGCCGCCUCCGCUUCCAUCCCUACGUUCGGUAUGUCGCUGAAGAGGUGGACGAGACGGAAAGGCUGCUGAACACCAUUUACGACGAAGAGCGAGUCGUGCUCGACGUUCCGUCUGCCAGGCCUGGCGCGGAACGACGUGUUUUCCCUCUUGUGGCUCAUCCGCCCAUGGACGAUGAGACUAGGAGGCAGCUCGAGCGCGCCAUAGCAUUUGAGCGACGUGUGCACCGUCUUCAGCCGGUGUUAUUCGAAUUCUUCGACGGUUUGGAACGUGCCCGUCGCGCCUAA